Molecule: messenger RNA, 1580 nt
Organism: Durotheca rogersii
Lineage: Eukaryota; Fungi; Ascomycota; Sordariomycetes; Xylariales; Xylariaceae
Product: S-adenosyl-L-methionine-dependent methyltransferase
Exons: 3
Coding region: 119-1459 (446 amino acids)
Molecular function (GO): O-methyltransferase activity
Source: RefSeq, a predicted model, not a curated record
AAAAAGGUUAUAUCAUCUGUCGAGUACCUUCUGGCUUCCCGGGAACAACAAGGUGCUGAUGAGACUUGGCGUUUUUGUCGUAUCGUAUUGAUAGGCGUCACUUGGUAUCUCUACUCCAAUGGCGAACUACAAGUCGCUCGCCGAACUUGGUCACAUAAUCCAGUCCCUCGCCACCUCGUUAGACGAGUCGCUUAAGGAUGCUCGAUUGCCACAACCGCUCCUUUCUCCUCAGGGUGCCUCGUCCCAGAUACUUGCAUAUCCCGAUGCCGCACAGGCGCAACGCGCCGAGCUCCUCGACGCUCUAGACGAGCUACGGGCGUUGGUCCUGGGACCUACCUCGUAUCUCUUUUAUACCAGCAUCCUCAGCCCUUCCUGGAUUGGAGUGUUCGACGUACUUUACAGGUGUCGCAUCGCAUAUCACGUUCCAGCCGAGGGCGCAAUAUCCUACGCUGACCUGUCAGCGCUCUGCGGUCUAGAGGAGUCCGAUACGAGGCGCAUUGUGCGGGCUGCUAUAUCGCUGCGUAUCUUCGAAGAGGAGCCGGUCGAAUUCGUAAGGCACAACGCAAUUUCUGCGGUAUUGAAAACACCCCUAGCUCAUGACGCUGUCGGAUUCUUCACCGAAGAGUUCACACCGGCAGCGCUGAAGCUGGCGGAGUCGUUGCAACGCUUCCCCGCCUCGGGUAAAGCAGGGGAAUCCGCUAUUGCGAUUGCUAACGGCAGCGUUGGAGACAAGGACAUCUUUUCGCUUAUCUCGCAUGAUGCGGAUCGGGUUAAGAGAUUUGCUAAUGCCCAGUCCUUUAAUACCACUGUGCUUGAAACCUCCUCGAGCCACCUUGUGAACAACAUGCCCUGGUCGCCGACGUGCCAUCCGGGACACCGCGAGUGUGCCACUCUCGUCGUCGAUGUGGGCGGCUCCCGCGGAGACGUCUGCGAGGCCUUGCUCAGCAAGUACCCUGGCAUCAAGAAGGCAAUAGUUCAGGACCUACCGGAAGUGACGGAGAAGAAUCUCGAGCGUCAAGUAUCCGGGCCACUCACGGGGCGCAUCGAGUAUCAGGCUUACGAUUUCUUUACCGAGCAGCCAGUGAAAAAUGCGGACGUGUACAUCUUCAGGACGGUCCUUCACGAUUGGCCAGACAGCUACGCCGUCCGGAUCCUGCAGAACCAGAUACCAGCCCUCAAACCGGGAGCUCGGAUCCUUAUUAACGAUAUAUGCAUCCACUACACCGAGGGAGAGACGAGUUCCAUCAUCAAGCAAGCACAAUGUUCACAUGACAUUUUCGUAAAGAUGGGCCUGAACGCGAAGGAGAGGACGAGAGAGGAUUGGACGGCACUCCUGUCAGCGGCAGACGAGCGCUUCGAGAUCAAGUCCAUCGUCACGCCUCCUCAGUCCGUUCAUUCUAUCCUCGAGGUCGUUUGGAGAGGUGAUCUGGUCAAGGAAGGGCCAGGCCCCCUCCCUUAGUUUCAAGGCUAUACAACACCAACUCCGUGACGUUCAUCCCUACCCACAUAGCAUAGUGUUAUCAUGUGCAGCGAUGCAUAUUAGUGCCGCGUUUAGACUAGACGGAAUGGUUAGCAUCGCA